Peromyscus californicus insignis is the source of this 546-nucleotide messenger RNA. RefSeq names its product protein S100-A10. Bases 61 to 354 code for a protein of 97 amino acids. Gene Ontology annotation, molecular function: transmembrane transporter binding; calcium ion binding. The transcript has a single exon. Gene Ontology annotation, cellular component: cytoplasm. NCBI's taxonomy places the organism in Eukaryota, Metazoa, Chordata, Mammalia, Rodentia, Cricetidae. The record is from RefSeq and is a predicted model, not a curated record.
CCAAGCUUUUCCCAACGACUUCUGUGCCUUGGGGCCCAGGUUUCAACAGACCUCUUCAAGAUGCCGUCUCAGAUGGAGCAUGCCAUGGAAACCAUGAUGCUUACAUUUCACAGAUUUGCAGGGGACAAAGACUACUUAACAAAGGAAGACCUGAGAUUGCUCAUGGAAAGGGAGUUCCCUGGGUUCUUGGAAAAUCAAAAGGACCCCCUGGCUGUGGACAAAAUAAUGAAGGACCUGGACCAGUGCCGAGAUGGCAAAGUCGGCUUCCAGAGCUUUUUAUCAUUAGUUGCAGGGCUCAUCAUUGCAUGCAAUGACUAUUUUGUAGUACACAUGAAGCAGAAGGGAAAGAAGUAGGCCAAACAGAGCCCUGAUACUCCCUCCCUGAUGCAUGCUCUCCUACAGGGCCACUUGAGGACUCUGCCUCACUGCUUCUCAAGAGCAGAUCAGGACCCUUAGGAAAUGUGCAAAUAACAUCCAACUCCAAUUCGACAAGCAGAGAAAUAAAAGUUAAUUCCGUGACAGAGAAGCUUUUGAUUUUUAUAUUGU